This is a messenger RNA of Pieris brassicae (large cabbage white), 1994 nucleotides long. RefSeq names its product transcription factor Adf-1-like. Gene Ontology annotation, cellular component: nucleus; transcription regulator complex. The transcript is spliced from 4 exons. The record is from RefSeq and is a predicted model, not a curated record. Lineage: Eukaryota; Metazoa; Arthropoda; Insecta; Lepidoptera; Pieridae. Gene Ontology annotation, biological process: regulation of transcription by RNA polymerase II. Gene Ontology annotation, molecular function: DNA binding. Bases 380 to 1009 code for a protein of 209 amino acids.
UAAACAAAAGUAAAAAUGUAGAUAUGUCUUUAGUAAUUAACGGUAGAGUGAAAGUCAUAAUAACUAAAAUUCUAAUGCUUGUGCUUGAUAAAUAUUUUUAAUAAUAACCCGAAAUGGCACAGGAAAUCAAUUGAGGCGUCCGUUACUUGCGUCGCGUCACCGCGCCGGUCAAUACGGCGCGCGCGGGCCGUGCGCCCCGCGCGUCAUCCCCUCAUUUCCACCCCUCAGUCAGAUUAUUUACCUCGUCUAGAACACCCUUGCUAAAAGAUAUAUUAAAAUACUACACUUUAAAUUUCCUAAAAACGUUAAUAUACCUUAAAAACGCGGCAAAACUUCAAUUUUGCAAAUUAUUUUCCGUUGUGAAUAAUUACGUUUGAAAAUGAAUGAAAUUGAUUUAAUUAAAGAGGUAGAGAAACGUCCAAUUUUGUACGACAAAUCAGUGAGUGGUUUUAAUAAAACAAAGUUGAGAGAUGACGCCUGGAAGGAGGUUCAGGAAGCGUUGAACGUGUCAGAAGCCGAAUGUAAGAAGCGAUGGCGUUCAUUGCGGGAUUCAUUCAUAAAACUGCAGCGGACUCACGGUGGCCGCACGCGUUGGCCAUACCACAAUGCCAUGAGGUUCCUAUUACCGCAUGUAGAACCGAAGUCUGAAACUUCAGCAAAACGAGAAACCUCUGACUCGGAAACAGAAGAAGAAGUCCGUCACCGUCCAGGUCAAUCUCUUCCCGACCUCUUUUUAGAACCGCGACUAGAGGAUGAAGACGACUUUCAGCCGAAAAAACCUCGACUGAACUCCUCAGAUGAUGAGCUUCAGAGAACAGACCCGGAUGAGCUAUUCCUAUUAAGUUGCGCGUCGACCCUCAAAAGACUUAAUGCCAAGCAAAACGCUGUAGCUAGACUUAAAAUACAACAGGUACUAUAUGAAGCUGAAUUCGGCACUCAAAUGGAGCUUCCAUACGUUACUCCGGCCAGCGAUUGUGAUUAUGAAAACGUUGACGGUUCAGUUGAAUAAAAUUUAUUCCAUUUUAACAUUAAAUUACUUUAAAAUAUCAUUUUUGUCGCGUCGAAUUGGAUCCCGUUAAUCUAGUCUCGUGUUCUAUGAUUUUUCACUAUGAUUUAAUAACUGAUCUUGAAAAUGGAUGCAAGAAUGAUGGAUUUUAAUUAUAGGUUUACAAAAUAUGUGUGUUUAACCACUCCAACAUUACUAUAAAGCAAUCCUGUAUGACCCUUACCAUAACUGUUAGUUAAGAAAAUACAAUAAUUAAAAAAAAAGUGCAUGUGUGUCUAGGCCUCAGAUUUCUGUUUCAUGAUCAUUUGUAAAUCUAAUAGACAGGUGAUCAGCCUCCGUCUGAUCCGUCGCCGUCUAUUAGGCACAGGGCGUCGACUUUUUAGGUCGAAGGCAUGCCGGUUUCCUCACGAUGUUUUCCUUCACCAUUCGAGCGACUGUUAAAUGCGCACAUAGACCGAAACUCCAGUUCAAAGUGUACAGCCGGCGUUCAAUCUACGCCCUCAUUGAUGAGAAUCGUAUUCUGAAGCCACCAAACCAACACUGCUCUCAAUAAAAUACAAAUACUUAACUAAAUUUUGUUAUUUUUUGCGUUAAUUAGUCUGCACCAAUGUUAGUAUCUUUUUAUAUGACAUAGAAUUUUCUUACAUUCAGCGACGAAUUUUAGCGCGAACACAUCUGUCCAACCGAUGACAGAGCUGAUUAUGUCGACCACUUAGCAUCUGUAGAUAGCUCAAUCAAAGACAAUUUACUUUAAUUAUAUUUGUUAUAAUAAAUGAAAAACUGUGUUUUGUAAAAAGAAUAAACGAAUUGUAAAGACAAACAUUUUGCAUACGAUAUUUGACUCAUUGUAAUUAAUUAUUUGAUUAUAACCAAACAACCUGUUUUUGAUUAUUUAUUAUGUACAUAAAAUUUAGUGUUCCUUUGUACGAAACUAAAAUUAAGCGUGAACGACAAACUGUUUUAGCAUUGAAUAUACAAGUGUAUUUUA